Messenger RNA from Cricetulus griseus (Chinese hamster), 1905 nucleotides. NCBI's taxonomy places the organism in Eukaryota, Metazoa, Chordata, Mammalia, Rodentia, Cricetidae. The record is from RefSeq and is a predicted model, not a curated record.
AAGUCGAGUUGAGUUCCUGACCUCAGGAGCAGGGCUGGGAGCUGCGAAACCUCAGUGGGGAACACAGGAGGUGCUUUCCUCCACACCGCAUGGGUGGCACCCACUGAUCCGCAGCACCGCCUCCUUCCCGGGACCUGGCAGUGGGAGGGAGGGGCUGGAGGAGGGACUGAGACCUCGCCCUUGUGCCCAAGUCACUCCCGACAGCACCCAAGCAGAUCCAGCGGUCCCACAUGCAGGAAGUCCUCCAGCGGACCCAAAGAUUAUCCCUGCAUUGGAGAUGAAGAAACUGAGGCCCAGAGCAACUGAGGAAUUGUCCCAAGACACAUACUGAAGCCCAGCACACCCUGAUGCACAACAGUUUGUGGGUGCUCCUGCUGGCAUGCUCAAACCCGAAGCCAAGAGGGGAAUCAAUGACAAGUGACCACAGCGUUCUCUGGAGCCCAGGGCUUGUUAGAUAAUUGAAUCCUCAGGCCGCACACUAGCCCAGCAUCAUGGAGAGAAACAGUUCCUUCUUCAACUCUAUCUGGGAAACCAUCCGGACCAGACAUGAAAGGGGCAUCUUCAACACCGUCUGCCUGGCUGUCCUCCUGGGGCUGCCCCUAGUGGUGGUUCUUACACUCCUCUUCAUCUGCUGCCAUUGCUGCUGCAGCAGGCCACCCAAGAGUGGUCAACAGCCAGACCAAAACAAGAAGAAGAAGAAAAAGAAGAAGAAGAAAAAGGAUGAAGACCUCUGGAUCUCUGCUCAACCCAAGCUCCUCCAGAUGGAGAAGAGGCCAUCACUGCCUCUCUAGUGAGCAAGGAAGCAGAGUGUCCUCCCCUUUGAGUCCAGCCACAGAGACUUGGGAGGAGCCUUCACAGUGAUGCACUCAUGCCUAAAGAUUACUUACCCAAGGAACAAAUGUCAGACUGAGCAUCCCAAUGGAUGGGAGCAUAUGGACAAUUCUUACACUGUCUUGGCAGCUAUGUGUCCAAUAACAGUGCUCUGUGUUGUAGUCCCAAGCAUGUAUUACACUGUCUCUGGUAUACUCUAUCACAAAAGCACAGAAAACAUGUAUACAUGCACUUUAGAAAGAGUCUGAGGAUAUACACAUGGCCACUGUAUGUAUGUAUAUUUAGACAAUAGGUACAUGGGACAGCAUAUUCUGUUUAUCAUGUGGCCAUUUAAUAUGUACUUUGCUCAAAUAUGCACACUUACAAAAAUGUCUUAUGGGAAGACGUGUCCAGACUUAGUCACAUAUGCACAAUUAAAUAGCCAUGCAAGGCCCUAUGCACUGUCUGUAUUCCAUUCAGGUUGGAGAGGGGUGCUUUCCUAUCCUUACACCUACAUAGUAUUUUACUGGAAAUACAUGGGGAACCUGGUACAGUCCCCCAUCCCAGUGUAUAUUGAUACAGACAUAGAUAGUGGUUCCUGUAUGCUUCUGACCUUUUACCUGUGCCUAAAAGUUUAAAGUAUGAUUCCAAAUCCAUUCAAAGCUCUUGGUUUGCAACUCUCAACAAGGUCCUCAUUACCACUGGCAGGCAUUUAAUGUGGUUCAAGACCUCUCGGGGACAUUAUCCCAUAACUACUCAGCAAGGUGCCCUUUUCUAAGCAGUGAUGAACAGCUCUUGGCAGUGACUACUAGAAAUCUAUGGAAACCCAUGUAUUCUCUUCAAUGGGCUGCAGUUAUGUGCCCGUGCAAUGUAUAUACAUAUAGAACAGGUAAGGAGAUGCCCCAUAUAAGCUAAUUAUGUUCUGUGUGGAUAAAGGCUUUCAGAAAGGAAAAAGACAUAAGGUCAUCACAAGUCCAGUCUCAAAAGCAGAACACACACUGGAAGCAAUCCCCUGCACUUGUAGCAGUAUAUGGUGUGUUGCAGGUGCAAUAUAGAAACCAUAAUUUGAAUGAAAGAUUAAACUGUAAAGUCAUU